Cucurbita maxima (winter squash) is the source of this 1163-nucleotide messenger RNA. RefSeq names its product cold shock protein 2-like. The record is from RefSeq and is a predicted model, not a curated record. Bases 208 to 798 code for a protein of 196 amino acids. The transcript has a single exon. NCBI's taxonomy places the organism in Eukaryota, Viridiplantae, Streptophyta, Magnoliopsida, Cucurbitales, Cucurbitaceae. Gene Ontology annotation, molecular function: nucleic acid binding; zinc ion binding.
GCAGCUCGAACCAUUCGAUGGUUGGGUCCCGCCGAAUCCUUCUUUUUCCUCGAAUCUCUCUUUCCGAGAGAUAUCCACUUUCGAAAACUGAAUCAAUUCUCCAAAAACCUCUACUGUCCGCCAUUGAUUCCUUCUGUAAAUAUUCAUUGCUAGAAGUUCCUGGAUUGUGGAUUGUUCUUUCUAGUUUCUUUCGUUUUUUUUGUUUCCAUGGCUGAGGUGAAGAGAUCGAGCGGCACUGUAAGGUGGUUUAGCGCGCAGAAGGGGUUCGGAUUCAUAGCUCCAGAUGAUGCUACUGACGAUCUUUUUGUUCACCAGACGUCCAUUCAAUCUGAAGGAUUUCGAACUCUUUUCGAUGGUCAAGCGGUUGAGUUUGCCAUUGAUUAUGACGAAGAUCAACGCGCCAAGGCCGUGGAUGUUACUGUAACGGGUAGAUCUAGCGGAUAUGGAGGAGGCCGCGGGGGUGCGAGAGGUAGAGGCGGCGGUUAUGGGAGGUUUGGUGGAGAAGGAGGUUAUGGUGGGCGUGGUUUUGGCCGAGGAGGAGGACGGUACGACGGUCCAAGCGGUGGAUUCGGCGGCGGGGGUGGUGGUCGUGGCGGUGGUGAGUGCUACAAUUGUGGCCGGAUGGGUCAUUUGGCGAGGGAUUGUUAUAGGGGAAAUGGCGGUGCGCCUCCUAGCCGUGGAGGGGGUCGUGGAUACGGCGGUGGUCGGGGUUAUGGCGGCGGCGGCGGCGGUCGUGGUUGUUACAAUUGUGGAGAUACAGGACAUUUUGCUAGGGAUUGUCAAAAUGAAAGCAAAUGAAGAAUCUGGGUCUUCCUUCAAGCGGUAUUUACACUUAUUCUUAUGAUUAUUUUGGUUGGACUGUUAAUUUUUUGGUGCGAAUUCUGGGAUUUUAGUGUGUUGGUGACUGCAAAUCUGGUACUGAGGGCACGAGAAUCCGUGGCAAUUAAGCAUAAGGCUUCGAUUGUUCACUGUUUCUGGUUCUGGGUGUUCCAUAAUUUGUUGUUCAGAAUUCGAUGAUGAAUGAUGCAAUUGUUUGUAUAUGAUGCUAUACCUUUCCGGCAUUUCUAAUUCAUUCUUCCUUUGAUUAUUGUGAUGUUCUUAACAUGUUAUACAACAUGAUAUGUGUAAUCCAUCAUGAUUAAAUGUUCAUGCCAUUUUGUAUG